This is a messenger RNA of Perkinsus marinus ATCC 50983, 1071 nucleotides long. RefSeq names its product cAMP-dependent protein kinase type I-beta regulatory subunit, putative. Gene Ontology annotation, molecular function: cAMP-dependent protein kinase regulator activity. NCBI's taxonomy places the organism in Eukaryota, Perkinsozoa, Perkinsida, Perkinsidae. The transcript is spliced from 13 exons. The record is from RefSeq and is a predicted model, not a curated record. Gene Ontology annotation, cellular component: cAMP-dependent protein kinase complex. Gene Ontology annotation, biological process: regulation of protein phosphorylation. Bases 1 to 1071 code for a protein of 356 amino acids.
AUGGGCUGUGGAGCAUCGUCCGAACCGAGCAAGAUACCUUCUGCUGAGGUCGUCCAAGGCUCCACUGGUGGUAGCAAUGGGUCACGCCUCGAAGUGCCUACUACCGAGAGACGACGCCGGUCCGGAGUAUCAGCGCAGACGGUCUCUGAAGAGGACAGGAAGAACUGGGUGAAGCCGGUCAAUGAGAAGGACGAGUCGACCCAGAAGAUGCUCCGCGACAUCAUACGCACCAACGAGAGACUCCAUGUCCUUUUCGGUCACCUAGAUGAGGAAGAAAUCACGGACGUCAUCAUGGCCAUGUACCCGGGAAGCUUCAGUCCUGGAGACAUUCUCAUAAAGCAAGGAGAUGAGGGUGAUGCCUUCUGGAUAGUCGAGAGUGGUCAAUAUGACAUCUACUACCGUGGAGGUGUGCAGGUCCUGAGCUGUACGAAGGGUGCAUGCUUUGGUGAGCUAGCCCUCAUGUACAAGGCCCCUCGAGCGGCAACAGUGAAGUGUACAGAGGCCGGCAAGACUUGGGGACUCGACCGUUUAUCCUUCCAAAUGAUGGUCAUUUCGGCCGAGUCGACUAAGAAGAAGAAGUACGAGGAUUUCUUACGAUCCAUGCCCAUACUGAAGGAUCUCAAUCACUACGAGUUGUGCCAACUGUCGGACAUGCUGGAGCCGAAAGAGCACAAGGCCGGAGAUGUCCUCAUGAAGCAAGGAGAGCCCGGCGAUAACUUCUACAUCCUCGAAUCGGGAGAGGCUAAGGCUUGUCUGACUGGUGAGGAUGGCAACGAGGUCGUCGCCAAAGUUUAUAACACCCCUGGAGAUUACUUUGGCGAGCUGGCUUUGUUGACUAAGGCCCCUAGGAAGGCUACAGUCUACGCGUCUGGUAAAGGCUGCCGAGUGUUGAGUCUCUCGAAGGAGAAAUUCGACCGCGUUCUUGGGCCUAUCAGACGCCGCUUGGAGGACAAGAUGAGCGAUUACCCUCAGUAUGCGGACAUCAUUCAGCAACAGGCCGAGUGUGAGCCCGGUUCUCCUAGCGACAUGAUAGGAUCUUCUGACGACGAAGAGAGUAAUCAAGCCCGCUGA